This is a messenger RNA of Episyrphus balteatus (marmalade hoverfly), 730 nucleotides long. It is a transcript of the gene boca, whose product is annotated as LDLR chaperone boca. The coding region runs from base 99 to 644 and encodes 181 amino acids. The transcript has 2 exons. Gene Ontology annotation, biological process: protein folding. Lineage: Eukaryota; Metazoa; Arthropoda; Insecta; Diptera; Syrphidae. The record is from RefSeq and is a predicted model, not a curated record.
UUUCAAAAUUGUAUUUUUUUGUUGCUAGUUGCUUUCACCUUUGCACAAAUUUUUCCAAAUAAAUUUUCUUUUGCAUUUUCUCUGCCAAAAUAUUCAAAAUGCAUAAAAUAAUAAUAAUUUUAUUAUUAAUAACUGUGCCAGCAAUACUCGCAAAGAAAUCCGACGAAAAUUCCAAACCAGAAUGGGCCAAAAAAGAUAUUCGCGAUUUCAAUGAUGCCGACAUGGAACGUUUACUUGAACAGUGGGAGGAAGAUGAUGAUCCCCUCGAACCAGAUGAAUUACCAGAACAUUUACGUCCACAACCAAAAAUCGAUUUAUCCAAAUUGAACACCGGUAAUCCGGAAGAUGUCCUAAAAGUCUCCAAAAAAGGGCGUACAUUGAUGACAUUCGUUAGUGUUACUGGAAAACCAACUCGCGAUGAAGCUGAGACAAUAACCAAAUUGUGGCAAACUAGUUUAUGGAAUAAUCAUAUCCAAGCCGAAAGAUACAUGGUCGAUGAUGAUAGAGCGAUAUUCCUUUUCAAGGAUGGCGCACAAGCUUGGGAAGCUAAAGACUUUUUGGUUCAACAGGAACGUUGCAAAGGUGUCACCAUUGAAAACAAAGAAUAUCCAGGAGAACAUAAAAGUGCCAAAACUGAAUUGUAGGUUUAUAAUUUAACAGAAAAAGCAGCUCUCAUUCCAUUUCAAGUUUAUCAGGAUUUUUGUAAAUAAUAAAGUUUAAAUGAAUCUUU